AUGGUAUUGUAAACAUCUUGGUGUAAUUUCUAUGGCUUCUUUUCAGAUCUCUCCGAUCUCCUUCCAAUAUUUUCAUUGCAUUUACUGCUUUUGGCGACAUUCUUCAUGAAACUGGUAAUAUUGUCUCGGGUUAUCUUGUGUUUACCUCAAACUGGGUAUUGCCCCUCGACACUUGCUUCAAAUACCAGUUUAUCUUCACUUUCGGCACAGCACUUUCUUCCGUCAUGUUGUUCAUGACCUCGUUGGAUCGUGUGGUCUGCGUGGGUAUUCCUCACACAUACAACAAGUGGAGUAAAUCGACGAUUGUAACCAGCGGAACUAUUUUUUCGUUUGGUGUUCCUGCCAUGUUCGGCAUCUACGCAUAUUUGAAUCUGGAAGAAGAAUAUCGCUUUUGCAAAGUUCUGUCGGAGCUUCCCACCUUUUUGUUAAGAAUCUUCUUCUUUUUCGGCUUCAUGUUCAUCUCUCUUACACUUCUAUUCUACAUUGUAAUUUGGAGCCUUCUCCAGCAUCGCAACUAUCGACAUUCGAAACAAAUGCUCCGCUCCAUUACUGCAGUCAGCAUGUGCAUCUGCAGCGGAUGGCUGACGAGUAUGCUUGCUGGGGCGUACUUCUUGUUUGUCAAAUUUGCGGACGAUUACAAUACCGUCUUGUAUUCGGGGUUACCGAUGGAGAUUUCGGUUGCAUUGAACUAUCCAUUGCUCUACAGAAUGAGGUGAGUGCUGACGGCAAAAGAGGCAGGGAUGCCUAGCUUUUCGAAUGGUGAACUUUUGAGAAUUGCCAUCGGGACAUGGUCAACUUGAGCCUCCGAGAAAAAAAGUUUCCGUAAAGUUAUGCCCAUAUUCUUAUCGUGAACAUACUGUUUGACGGUCGCCAUUUAUUCGUCCAAAACGUUUCCUCAAAUACUGUAACCCAGAGCUAGAUAUCACCAAAACAUUUUUGCGAACACAAGCAUUUGAAUUUUAAUAUUUGAACAUGAUCAUUUCUUUCAGCCGAGAGUACAGAGCUUCAUUUCGCGAACAUUUGCGUUCCAUUACAUGCGGGUUCCUCUUCGUCAAAGCAAAAACAACAGAAUCUCAGGUCAUGGCAGUUUCAUAA
Messenger RNA from Bursaphelenchus xylophilus (pine wood nematode), 1095 nucleotides. The record is from the annotation of a GenBank genome assembly. Lineage: Eukaryota; Metazoa; Nematoda; Chromadorea; Rhabditida; Aphelenchoididae.